Molecule: messenger RNA, 1281 nt
Organism: Aureobasidium melanogenum CBS 110374
Lineage: Eukaryota; Fungi; Ascomycota; Dothideomycetes; Dothideales; Saccotheciaceae
Product: PLP-dependent transferase
Exons: 2
Coding region: 1-1281 (426 amino acids)
Source: RefSeq, a predicted model, not a curated record
AUGGACUCCGGGCCUGUUGGUGUCGGUGCUGCCGCGCUUGCCUACUUCGGUCUUGAGAAGGAUUAUCGCAAUUUCAACCACGGCGCGUAUGGCACUUAUCCUAUUGAGGUCCGGGAUGUUUUGUUCAGGACUCUGCUCGACGCCGAGUCCCGUCCAUGUCACUUUGUCAACCACCAGCAACCUAAAGCACUGCAACAUCAGAGAUCAAUUAUCGCGAAAUAUAUUAAUGCGCCUACGGAGUCUUGUGUCUUUGUACAGAAUGCAACGAUGGCAUUCAACAUUGUCUUGCGCAACUUGACCUUUCGACAGGGAGAUUGCAUUCUAUAUUUCCCUACGACAUUUGAGGCAUGCAAGAACACUAUCAAACAUGUCGUUGAAACCUCUGUGGCAACAGCAGUCAUGGUUGAGUCUUCUCUCAGACCUGAUGAUAUAUGCAAAGCGUUGAAGCAGACUAUAACGAAUCUCAAAAGCUCAGGCCGCAAUCCCAGGAUCUGUAUCGUUGACACGUUAUCGUCCUUCCCCGGAAUCAGGAUGCCUUUCGAAAAGCUUGUCCCAAUAUGUAAAGAUCAUGGUGUACUAUCUUACGUGGACGGAGCUCAUGGUAUCGGCCACAUCCCACUGGAUACGAAUGAGUUAAACCCCGACUUUCUGGCUUCAAACUGUCAUAAGUGGUUGUACGUACCUCGGAAAUGCGCUGUGUUGUAUGUUGCAGAACGCAAUCAUGCGCUGGUCAGAUCAGGUUUACCCACUGGUUCAGUCCUCGACGCCGAGAAUUGCGAAAGCCCCUCUCCUCUGGCAGCAAAAUUUGGCGGCCUGAGUAAUCUUGAUGGCAACAGUUGUUUGUGCGUGAGCGCAGCCAUCGAUUUUAGGAAAAGAGUAGUCUGGCAGGACCUGCGGGGUGAAGAAGCAAUCUAUGCAUACCUGCAACAACUAGCCGUUAAAGGUUCAAACAUCAUAUCUGAGGCUUUGGGUGGCACAGAUGUCUUCGAGGAGACUUAUGGCAUACCAAACCACUGCGGUUUUGCCAAUGUCAGAUUACCUCUAGACUACGAGCAAAUCACCAAAGGAGAUAUGGCACGUGCCAAAGAAUGCGCACAAUGGAUGAUGAGCACACUCAUCGACAAAUACAACACCUCGUUGUUGAUCGCAGUGUAUGAUGGAUCAUGGUGGGCACGGAUAAGCGCACAGAUCUAUCUUGAUCUGAACGACUUUAUCUGGUUAGGAGGCACGUUGAAGAUGUUGUGUGAUGAGGUGCGAGAGAGGGACUGGCAAAGAAUUUAG